Messenger RNA from Dermacentor silvarum, 1374 nucleotides. RefSeq lists its product as uncharacterized. NCBI's taxonomy places the organism in Eukaryota, Metazoa, Arthropoda, Arachnida, Ixodida, Ixodidae. The record is from RefSeq and is a predicted model, not a curated record. The transcript has a single exon. Bases 1 to 1374 code for a protein of 457 amino acids.
AUGUUUAAGCUGAUGGGAAAUGGCUGCCUAUCGACUGUAGUGGAGCAUCCACAUGAUGACAAUCGGGUGAUCUUCCUAAGCUUCGACCCAUGCCACGUACUAAAAAACGUUCGGAGUCAAUUUCUUGAACGAGAACUGACAGACGGCGUAGGGGACAUCUCUGGCAUAUUUGUCCAAAAGCUGUACGAGCACCAGAAGGACAUGACAGUCAAACUGGCAAGAAACCUAACCAAGAAACAUGUCUACCCUACAAACCUGGAGAAGAUGAAUGUGCUUCGGGCAGUGCAAACAUUCUCUCCACAAGUAAUUGCAGCUAUUGAGCACCUCCAAGAAAACACAGGCGGUGACUCUACCCUCUACGUGUUCAGCAAAGCAAGUUCAACCAUUCACUUUAUGAAGACAAUCAAACGAUGGUUCGAUAUCCAUGAUACCACGUAUGCCGGCAGCGGCCAAAAGAGCCCGAUAUCAAAUACAGACGACCCUCGGCUGCUGUGGCUUGCAAACGAGUUCACCAGCUACAUAGAAGGCAUCCAGGAAAACUCGAAAGCACGGGGAAAGGAUGGUUUCACUUGUGAGACAUUUGAAGCCUUGCGCUUUACGACGAAGUCUACAGUCGAAACUGCACGUUUUCUUCUGCGGAAUGGUGUCAACUGCGUCCUUACGCGGAAGCUGAACAGCGACCCCAUUGAGGCCAUCUUUGGAAGAAUAAGAUUCAUGUGCGGAGGAAAUGACAUGCUCGACGCAAGGGCAGUGACGACUGCGCUUGAUCACAUUAUCAAGUCUGAGACCUCAAUUGGCAAGAAGCUCACAAUACCUUGUGGUGAUGCCGAAGAGCUGGCUGCAGCGCUACCACAGUCUCUGACUGAGGAGUUGAAUGACCUUGCGGAAUACCCAGACACCCCAUCACCCUCUGUCACGUACUCUGGUUUGGUUUAUGUCGCUGGAUACAUCGCCAAGCUAAUAAGUGACUUUGAGUGUGACGCUUGUUCAAUUCUCCUUGAAACGCACGAGAGAAGUGAUCCUCUGUACACGCUUCUACAAAGCCAAGAUUUUAGCAGGCUGCACUAUCCAAAAGCCGAGUUUGUGGCACUGUUGGACAAAAUUGUGUGCUUUUUUGAGAAAGCUAUCCUGCACCUUCCACGGACAAAUGUGCUGGAAGUACUACGAAUCCUCAUUCAGCCACAUCUUGAAAACUCGCCGCUGCUACGUUGUCCAGAAGGCGUCGACAACAGCCACGCGAUAAGGUCUGCCGGCUUGAUUUCCGAGAAGUUUGUCAGAAUACUUCUGAUCAACUACACCCAGAAGAUAACCGACAAGAACGAGAAGUCAAUAACUUAUGCGCACAAGCCAUCCAGGAAACACUUUAGGCUUUGA